This is a messenger RNA of Diversispora eburnea, 801 nucleotides long. The record is from the annotation of a GenBank genome assembly. Lineage: Eukaryota; Fungi; Glomeromycota; Glomeromycetes; Diversisporales; Diversisporaceae.
CUUUAUUGGCAGAAAAUGAUAUUAAUUUUAACAUUACUACACAAAAUCAAUUUCCAAUUUGUCCUAUUGGCGUGAAACCAACUAGUAUAAUACCUUAUUGGUUUAAUGAAGUUUGUGCGGAAAUUAAUACUAGAUGGGAAGAAAUAACUCAGUCAGCUGACGUUAAUCCAUUUAAUCGAACACAACCUAUAGCUCCAGAGAUAAUUAAGAAACAACUAAUGGUAGCAACUAGUUCUAAAAACCAAGUAUUAAUAGGUAGAGUAUACAAAAACCCAAGGAAGUUAGAUACUACAAUUCCUAUUAGACAUUAUAUAACAGAUGUUAUGGAUGAUAUUAGAAGUUCUCCUAUAGUACCUUGUGAUGGAUGUGAUAUUAAUGAGGGAUGUAUAUUUGAUAUAAAUAUGGAUGACAUAUAUACUUUACCAUGUCAAAAAUCAGUGGUAUCCCUCAGUAACAAAAAUGAUCGUAAACAAUGUAACAGAUUAUUACUAUCACCUUUUUCAAUGAACACAUUUAUUAAACAAAGUAAAUCUUUAGAACAAGAAAAUACAAUUCAAGAUAUAACACCUAGUAACAGUUAUUGGGAAAGAAUUUUAACUUUUACUAUAGAUAUCCAAAAAAAAAUCGAUGAUAUACAAAUCUUACUUGUAAAUCAAAAAAACAUAAGUGUAUAUAUCAAUGGAUCUCUAUCAUCAAAGGAUCAAAUAAAAACAAAAUUUACAAUACAAACGGAUAAAAGUAAAGUAAUGAGUUUUGGAAUUAUAUUUGACAUUUCAGAAAUAGACACCCCAAUAGAUAUCU